This is a messenger RNA of Cyprinus carpio (common carp), 1563 nucleotides long. Its product is annotated as calponin-3-like. Gene Ontology annotation, molecular function: actin binding. Gene Ontology annotation, biological process: actomyosin structure organization. The record is from RefSeq and is a predicted model, not a curated record. NCBI's taxonomy places the organism in Eukaryota, Metazoa, Chordata, Actinopteri, Cypriniformes, Cyprinidae.
GCGUAGUAGAAUUCGUAAAUUCGCUCACACUCAGCAGACCUUCUGCUGCUCUUUAAUUACUUUACUGAAUAGUGCAUCCGCUCAGCUGGGGCAAUCGACAGUCAUAUUUGGCUAGCCUAAACUCUAUCUGCUCUCUUUUUAAGUUGUGCAAAGCAUAUUUUCUCGAAUAAGAAAAACCAAAUAGGAGUUUUCUGAACAAUUCUUUGGUGCAAAUCGACGUGAAAUUAAAAAAAACAAUGGCUCAGUUCAACAAGGGCCCUGCAUAUGGUUUAUCUGCUGAAGUGAGAAGUAAGAUUGCUCAGAAGUAUGACCUGCAGAAGGAGGACGAGCUGAGGCACUGGAUUGAGGAUGUAACGGGCAUGCCAAUCGGAGAAAACUUCCAGAUGGGAUUGAAGGAUGGCGUCAUACUGUGCGAGCUCAUUAAUAAACUUCAGCCUGGAUCCAUUAAGAAAACAAACCACUCCAAACUUAACUGGCACAAGCUGGAGAACCUGGGCAACUUCAUCAAAGCCAUUCUUGCUUAUGGCCUGAAGCCUAAUGACAUCUUUGAGGCCAAUGAUCUCUUUGAGAAUGGGAAUAUGACUCAAGUCCAGACCACACUUCUUGCUUUGGCCAGCAUGGCAAAAACCAAAGGUAUGGACACAAAACUUGACAUUGGUGUAAAGUAUGCAGACAAGCACACCCGCAACUUUGAUGGCGAGAAAAUGAAGGCUGGUCAGUGUGUGAUUGGACUGCAGAUGGGGACAAAUAAAUGCGCUAGUCAGGCUGGGAUGACCGCUUAUGGUACCAGGAGACAUCUGUAUGACCCAAAGACUCAAGCAGACAAGCCCUUUGACCAAACCACAAUCAGCCUGCAGAUGGGCACUAAUAAAGGAGCAAGCCAGGCUGGCAUGUUGGCCCCCGGCACCAGGAGGGAUAUUUUUGACCAGAAAGUGGCUGUCCAGCCGCUGGACAACUCCACCAUCUCGCUGCAGAUGGGCACCAACAAGGUGGCCUCUCAGAAGGGCAUGAGCGUGUACGGGCUGGGCAGACAGAUAUACGACCCCAAAUACUGCACCUCCCCCACCGAGCCCACCAUCCACAGCAAUGGAAGCCAGGGCACCGGCACCAAUUGCUCUGAGAUCAGCGACAUCGACUACCAGGCUGAAUAUCAGGAUGAGUACCAGGCAGACUACCACAAUGAAUACAGAGCCCACUAUGACCAUGGCAUUGACUAUUAAACUGCAAGCUUACAGCACAGAUUCAUAUUUUUGGAUCCUCACAUAAACAGAGCGAGUUUUUUUUCUUUUUUUUUUCUCUCGCUAGCCUUUUUUAUACGACAAGAAACAGAUGUUAAGAAGAGCCUUUCCUAUAUCAUUGUUCCUCUGAUAAUACAGUAUUUUGUUAGCUGGAUAGACAAUAGACUAUAGUCUUAUGUUUUAAAAGUUUAUCCCUUUUUAAAAGUCGAAAUGGGUUAGAGAAGCAGUGUAUGUGUUCGUCAAAAGUCAUUCAUGGCAUGUUAACUACAAUCUCUGAUUGUUUGAGGGGUUUUUGUGUGUGUGUGUGUGUGUGUGUGUGUGUGUG